AUGCCUCUCCCGGGCGACCAGCACAACGUCGCUGCCAAUCCGUUCGAGGAGGCCAAGCCACGUAUCUCUGAAUUCACGGCCACUGAAAUCGCCACUCUGCAAGCACGUCUUGAGAAGCAGCUCGGUCCCGAAUACAUAUCAGCAAGAAGUGGCCCUUCAGGACAGAAAGUCCACUACAUUGCCGCUGAAAAGUGCAUUGCUUUGGCCAACGAGGUUUUCGGUUUCAAUGGAUGGUCUUCUAGCAUUCAAAACAUCCAGGUCGACUUUGUUGAUGAGCACCCUCAAACGUUGAAGAUCUCCCUCGGACUCUCUGUUGUUGUACGUGUCACCCUACGGGACGGGACUUUCCAUGAGGACAUUGGCUAUGGCCACAUUGAGAACUGCAAGGGCAAGGCAGCCGCCUUCGAGAAGGCCAAGAAGGAGGGCACAACUGAUGCUCUGAAGAGAGCUCUGAGAAAUUUCGGAAACGUCCUGGGCAAUUGCAUUUAUGACAAGGACUAUCUGGCAAAGGUUACAAAGAUCAAGGUGGCUCCCACCAAGUUCGAUGAGGUCAACUUGCACCGGCACGUAGACUAUGCCCCAAAGGAGCCUGCAGUCAAGCGUGAUUUCAAUACAGAGGCAAAAAGUGGAAAGCCCUGCCUGUUGCCACAAGAUACAAUCGACUCCCUAGACGAUGACUUUGGAGAUUUCGACAUGGCCGAUUUUGGCGUCACGGAAGAUGAACAUCCUGACGAAGUGAUGCUCCCUGCCCCCGGCGGAGUGACGGCGAAACCUGUCGAGAGGCCCCAAAUGGGAGCUGCUGGUCCAGGCAAUGUAUCAAAUCGAUCCACAGGCAGUAAUUUUGGUUCCUCGAGGCCUAUGCAACCACCUGCUCGGGCGCCAAUGACUCGGAGCGGCUCUCAUGGUCAGCAAACUGGUAGACCACAGCCACAAACCCCACAAGCUGCGAAUCGUCCAGCUGCCGUGGGCCAGAGCCGCCCGCAAGGCCAGCCUAAUGGCCGAACAAAUGGACCGGCUCCUGCCCAGGUAUUAGCGGCUCAAGCUGCCUCCAAUAAUCGGGUAAACACACCACCUCCAGCAAAUGGAAAUGAGCAGAUUCCUGAUGGACCGGUCGCCUUCUUCUCGGCUCGUUCGGUUACGGCAUUGGCCGAAGAUGCGCCUCCCGGGACAGCGACUCUGCCUCCCAAGGGUGGUAAGUUGUUCGAUCCGAAGCUUGAAAGCCCUUCUAUUCGCAAGACACCUGGCAUUGAUCAUGGGUCAACCAAACCUGUGGGCAAGGACAUGCGCCAUGUAGCCCCAGUCAAGCAUGACGAGGAGGCAUCCCAACAGCCUGCAAGUGGAAUUAGUAAAUUUAACCCACCCGGACGUCAAAGUCUGGGUAACGUGGUCAAUCCCUCCCUGAAUCAGGCGCGGCAAAUAGGCGCGCCUGGCAGCCAAAGUCCCAUGGCCAACAGAAACCAGUAUCGGCCGCCAACAAUGAAGAGACCGGCGGAAAACGGCACACGAGCACCUUUAAAUGACAUCACAACCAAUAGCACUGUGGGUGCCAGUGCCGCCACAACAGAUGCGAAAAGGCAGAAGGUGGGCUAA
Pestalotiopsis fici W106-1 is the source of this 1590-nucleotide messenger RNA. RefSeq lists its product as uncharacterized. Lineage: Eukaryota; Fungi; Ascomycota; Sordariomycetes; Amphisphaeriales; Sporocadaceae. The transcript is spliced from 3 exons. Gene Ontology annotation, cellular component: nucleus. Bases 1 to 1590 code for a protein of 529 amino acids. The record is from RefSeq and is a predicted model, not a curated record. Gene Ontology annotation, biological process: DNA recombinase assembly; double-strand break repair via single-strand annealing; double-strand break repair via homologous recombination.